GAAAAAUGGGCAACAAUGAAGAUCAAUAUUAUGGGUAAUUAUGAAUCACAAUCAUCGGCGCUGAGAAUCGUUAAAGGAAACAUCCCAUCUGUUUUGCACUUGUAGAGAUCCUUCUUCUUCAACAUUUUUAUUAUACUUUACAUUAGAAUUCAUCAGCAUCUGCUGAAACUCCACUUCGAAUCUUUCCUCGAUUUCAGGGCUGUGAAAGCUUCGGAUUUGUGGGCAAGAAGAUAACUAAUGAAAGGGGAAGUACAAUUGGAGUCAUCAAUUGGCCAAAGCCCUAGUGAUUCUGAUCCUCUGCUUGAGAAUCAGACCGAUUCAUCAUCUCACGGAGCCUCUGAUGAGAUUAAGGAUGAGGAUACUGAAGCUGGUUCAAUUCCUUGUUGUCGUAUUUGCUUAGAGAGCGAUGCCGAACCAGAAGAUGAACUGAUUUCUCCAUGCAUGUGCAAAGGCACACAGCAGUUUGUCCAUCGAUCUUGUCUUGAUCAUUGGCGCUCCGUUAAGGAAGGGUUUGCUUUCUCGCAUUGCACAACAUGUAAAGCCCAAUUUCACCUGAAAGUUUCCUUAUUUGAGGACAACUCUUGGCGUAAAGUUAAAUUCAGGCUUUUUGUUGCAAGAGAUGUUCUCCUUGUAUUUAUAGCUGUACAAACUUUAAUAGCGGCAAUGGGUGGUUAUGCAUAUAUUAUGGACAAAGAUGGGGCGUUUAGGAAUUCUUUCAGUGAUGGAUGGGAUCGUAUUCUGUCUAAACAUCCUAUUCCAUUUUAUUAUUGUAUCGGGGUCCUAGCCUUCUUUGUUCUGCUUGGAUUCUUCGGGCUCAUACUACAUUGUUCCUCCCUUAAUAGCAAUGAUCCAAGAGUUGCUGGGUGUCACAACUGUUGCUAUGGAUGGGGAAUCUUGGAUUGUUUCCCUGCUUCAAUGGAGGCCUGUUUUGCACUCGUUAUUGUUUUCGUUGUUAUCUUUGUAAUCCUUGGCAUAGCUUACGGUUUCCUUGCUGCUACUAUGGCUAUUCAAAGGAUUUGGCAAAGGCAUUAUCACAUUCUCACAAAAAGGGAACUGACUAAAGAAUAUGUGGUGGAGGAUCUUCAUGGAUGUUAUACACCUCCAAAAUUGGAACCAGAACAUGAACAGCACUUGAAAAUGCUACAGCUUCUGUAAUGAAAUGGCAAAUGAAGUGGUUCAAUUUCUGUCAUUUUGUUUGUUAUGUUCUUUUCUUUGAGAAAGAUACAAUGUGCAUUUGCUUGACAACAUUGUUAUAAAUGAGCAAUGUGGAAAUUAGAUUUUAACUAAUUUGUUUUCUGA
Molecule: messenger RNA, 1299 nt
Organism: Benincasa hispida (wax gourd)
Lineage: Eukaryota; Viridiplantae; Streptophyta; Magnoliopsida; Cucurbitales; Cucurbitaceae
Product: RING/FYVE/PHD zinc finger superfamily protein
Molecular function (GO): zinc ion binding
Source: RefSeq, a predicted model, not a curated record